This is a messenger RNA of Hyphopichia burtonii NRRL Y-1933, 2093 nucleotides long. It is a transcript of the gene PCK1, whose product is annotated as phosphoenolpyruvate carboxykinase. The coding region runs from base 145 to 1806 and encodes 553 amino acids. Gene Ontology annotation, biological process: gluconeogenesis. Gene Ontology annotation, cellular component: cytosol. Gene Ontology annotation, molecular function: phosphoenolpyruvate carboxykinase (ATP) activity; ATP binding. The transcript has a single exon. The record is from RefSeq and is a predicted model, not a curated record. Lineage: Eukaryota; Fungi; Ascomycota; Pichiomycetes; Serinales; Debaryomycetaceae.
GGGAUCACUUUAUAGAACUGGUUCUAGGGCAAUAAGUUAGCAAUGAAAUUUAUAUAUAAAUGGAAUGAUUUCCCUCUAAUUCAGCCAGAAAUAAACCAUAGAAUCAUUAUUCAUUCAAAUUAAAAAGAAAAAAGAUCAUCAAAAAUGACUCCUCCAACUGCUAUUGAAUCUUCAAUUAAUUUUGAAGGUCAUCCUUCAAUUAAAUCUACUCAAGAUCCAUUAGUUAAACAAUUAUCACUUGGUGAUGAAACUGUUAUUCGUCAUAAUGCUCCAGCCCCAACUUUAUACGAAGAUGGAUUAUUAGAACGUGGUACUACUAUUUCAUCAACUGGUGCUCUUAUGGCUUAUUCUGGUAAAAAAACUGGUCGUUCUCCAAAAGAUAAAAGAAUUGUUGACGAAUCUACUUCUACUCAUAAUAUCUGGUGGGGGCCAGUUAAUAAACAAGUUGAUGAAUUAACUUGGAAAAUUUCUAGAUCAAGAGCAUUAGAUUACUUGAGAACUAGAGAAAAAUUAUUUGUUGUUGAUGCUUAUGCUGGUUGGGAUCCUCGUUAUAGAAUUAAGGUUCGUAUUAUUUGUGCUAGAGCCUAUCAUGCAUUAUUUAUGACCAAUAUGUUGAUUCGUCCAUCUGAAGAAGAAUUGGCUAAUUUUGGUGAACCAGAUUUUACUAUUUACAACGCUGGUCAAUUCCCUGCUAAUGUUCAUACUAAAGGUAUGACUUCAUCAACUUCGGUUGAAAUUAAUUUCAAAGAUAUGGAAAUGGUUAUUCUUGGUACUGAAUAUGCUGGUGAAAUGAAGAAGGGUAUUUUCACCGUUAUGUUUUAUUUAAUGCCAAUUAAAUAUCAAGUUUUAACUCUUCAUUCUUCCGCUAAUCAAGGUACUGAUAAGGGUGAUGUCACUUUAUUCUUUGGUUUAUCAGGUACUGGUAAAACCACUUUAUCUGCAGAUCCAAAUCGUAAAUUGAUUGGUGAUGAUGAACACUGUUGGUCCGACCAUGGUGUUUUCAAUAUUGAAGGUGGAUGUUAUGCUAAAUGUCUUGAUUUAUCUGCUGAAAAAGAACCAGAAAUUUUUAAUUCUAUUAAAUUCGGUUCAAUUUUGGAAAAUGUUGUUUAUGACCCAUUGAGUAAAGUUGUCAAUUAUAAUGAUUCAAGCAUUACUGAAAAUACCAGAUGUGCUUACCCAAUUGAUUUUAUUCCAUCUGCUAAGAUUCCAUGUCUUGCUGAUACUCACCCAACCAACAUUAUUCUUUUAACUUGUGAUGCUUCUGGUGUUUUACCACCAGUUUCUAAAUUGACUAAUGCCCAAGUGAUGUAUCAUUUUAUCUCUGGUUAUACUUCUAAAAUGGCUGGUACUGAAGAAGGUGUAACUGAACCCCAAGCUACUUUCUCUGCUUGUUUUGGUCAACCAUUUUUGGUUUUACAUCCAAUGAAGUAUGCUCAACAACUUUCUGAUAAAAUUUCUAAAUACAAUGCCAAUGCUUGGUUAUUGAACACUGGUUGGGUUGGUGCAAGUGCUGCUAGAGGUGGUAAACGUUGUUCUCUUAAAUACACUCGUGCUAUUUUGAAUGCAAUUCAUUCUGGGGAAUUGAGUAAGGUUCAAUACGAUACUUUCCCAACUUUUAACUUGAAUAUUCCAACCAGUUGUCCUGGUGUUCCAAGUGAAAUUUUAAAUCCAACUAAAGCCUGGUCUGAAGGUGAAGCUUCUUUUGUUAAAGAAACUACUUCUUUAGCCAGUAAGUUUGUUGAAAAUUUCCAAAAAUACUCUGACCAAGCUACUUCUGAAGUUAAAGCUGCCGGUCCUACUGUAUAGUUUGUUUUAAUUCGUUUUCAUAUUUAUUCAAAAUAAAAUAUUUACCGUAUAAACUACAUGUAAUGUUUUAAUGUAAAGAUAUGUAAGAUGAUGGCACAAAAGAUUGGUGUUGGCUAUGUUACGAUGACUCUCGGUGACUAGUCCCUGACUAUGAGUCGACCUUGACGACUGUGAGUUGACUAUGAAUCUUAUUAACCAGUCUCAUCACCAUCAAGUAUCAAAAUUAAACAGUUACGAUCUUACUAGAUUAUCUUUUAUACAUAUACAUUUUGGGACUUCUUAAUUUC